UUCAGUGCACAUCCUGUGAGACCCACACUGUAGCAGUCUGUUUCUAAUUUCAGCCUCAAAUUAAACAAGUUACAAUUCAGCUCUUGAGACACUGCUAUUUCAUCACUUCUGAUGCUGAAGAAUCAAGAGGCAUCAUGAAUUCAAACCCAGAGUCAGACUAUGAAUAUGAUUACAUCACUCCAGCCCUGAGUACGACUCCAGCAACUUGCACGGAUGCAUUGUGUGUUUUCUUAGCAAUAGCCACUGCGGUCAUCUUCUUCCUGGGUGUCGCUGGAAAUGGUUUGGUGAUCUGGAUGGCAGGGUGUAAGAUGAAGAAGUCAGUUAACACCACCUGGUACCUGAGUCUGGCCGUAUCUGACUUCCUGUUCUGCUCCUUCCUGCCCAUCAGUGUGGCUUAUAUGGUCAAAAAGGACUGGGUCUUUGGACUCUUCAUGUGCAAAUUCACUUCCUUCAUCCUGUUCCUCAACAUGUUCAGCAGCGUCUUCCUCCUCGUCAUCAUCAGUGUGGACCGCUGUGUGGUCGUUAUGUUUCCUGUGUGGGCUCAGAACAAGCGCACCAUAAGAAAGGCCGCUGUGGUGGUCAUGCUAGCCUGGAUCAUCGCAGCAGCGUUUAGUUCACCAUCAGCUGUUUUCCGAGACAUUCAUUAUGAUGCACACGAGGAGAGAAAUGUCUGUUACAACAACUACACAUCUGACCAGCAGCAUGCUGCUGUGGUGUUCUGCCGCUUCGUUUUUGGAUUUCUGAUCCCGUACUUGAUCAUUAUCUUCUGUUACAUUGUCAUCAUACAAAAGCUGAAAGGCAACCAGACAGCAAAGUUCAAAAAGCCAUUCAAGAUCAUGACGGCGCUGGUUGCUGCUUUCUUCAUCUGCUGGCUGCCUUUUCACACUUUUGCUUUGAUGGAACUAAACCACCACAAAUACGAGAGUAUUCUCCAUACUGGAUUGGUAAUCGGUGCCACUUUUGCCAGUGCUAACAGCUGUCUGAACCCGUUUCUUUAUGUGUUCAUGGGGAAAGACAUUAAGAAGAAAUGUGCACUUGUGACAAAGAUUGAAAAUGCAUUUGAAGAGGAGGAUGACCCAACCAUACAUUAAGAAACACCUUUUACCACUUUUGAAGAAGGCGAAGUAUGAUCUACUACUAACGACUCUUGCUAACACUUCAUAUGAAUCCUGUAUUCAUAAAUUAGUUACAGCAUUUUGUUGCACUGUAAAAUUUCUGUACAUUGCUAGAGUUACAUAAGCAGCACCUUCUAAACCAAUGUUUAUACUUUUAUUACAUGUAAUUCUUAUAACUCUAUCUGUGUAGACCAAUGUUGUAACCCACUAUAACAGUUCUGUUAUAUGCAUAUAUGAAAAAUACCAAUAUCAGUAUCAUAAAACAUCACUAUCAGAACAGAACCUUGUGAAAA
Messenger RNA from Pygocentrus nattereri (red-bellied piranha), 1408 nucleotides. Its product is annotated as chemokine-like receptor 1. Gene Ontology annotation, biological process: complement receptor mediated signaling pathway; positive regulation of cytosolic calcium ion concentration; phospholipase C-activating G protein-coupled receptor signaling pathway. The transcript is spliced from 2 exons. The coding region runs from base 135 to 1091 and encodes 318 amino acids. NCBI's taxonomy places the organism in Eukaryota, Metazoa, Chordata, Actinopteri, Characiformes, Serrasalmidae. Gene Ontology annotation, cellular component: plasma membrane. Gene Ontology annotation, molecular function: G protein-coupled receptor activity; complement receptor activity. The record is from RefSeq and is a predicted model, not a curated record.